AUGCUGCUGCUGCAAGCCGUUCUACUGUUACUGGCCCUGCCCAAUAGUGAGACCGUGACUGAAGACUCUGAAGUCCUGCUUUCCCCACCCAAGGAGGGCUGUGCAGGUUGGAUGGCUGGCGUUCCAGGUUAUCCUGGCCACAAUGGGACGCCCGGCCGUGAUGGCAGAGAUGGCACCCCUGGAGAGAAGGGUGAGAAAGGAGAACCAGGUGUCAUUGGUCCUAAGGGGGACACAGGUAAUGGUGCUGGGAUUGAAGGGCCCCGCGGCUUUCCUGGAAACCCAGGCAGAAAAGGAGAACCUGGCGAAGGUGCCUAUGUAUAUCGCUCAGCUUUCAGUGUGGGGCUGGAUGCCCGCGUCACCAUCCCCAAUGUGCCCAUUCGCUUCACCAAGAUCUUCUACAAUCAGCAAAACCACUAUGAUGGCUCCACUGGCAAAUUCCACUGCAACAUUCCUGGGCUGUACUAUUUCUCCUACCACAUCACCGUCUACCUGAAGGACGUGAAACUCAGCCUGUUCAAGAACGACAAAGCCGUGCUCUUUACCUAUGACCAAUACCAGGACAAGAAUGUGGACCAGGCCUCUGGCUCUGUGCUCCUGCAUUUGGCAGUGGGGGACCAAGUAUGGCUCCAGGUGUAUGGCGAUGGAGAGAAUAAUGGACUCUAUGCAGAUAACAUCAAUGACUCGACCUUCACAGGCUUCCUGCUCUACCAUGACACUGACGGAUCACAGUGA
Echinops telfairi (small Madagascar hedgehog) is the source of this 732-nucleotide messenger RNA. It is a transcript of the gene ADIPOQ, whose product is annotated as adiponectin, C1Q and collagen domain containing. The record is from RefSeq and is a predicted model, not a curated record. Bases 1 to 732 code for a protein of 243 amino acids. Gene Ontology annotation, molecular function: protein binding. The transcript has 2 exons. NCBI's taxonomy places the organism in Eukaryota, Metazoa, Chordata, Mammalia, Afrosoricida, Tenrecidae.